Huiozyma naganishii CBS 8797 is the source of this 1011-nucleotide messenger RNA. Its product is annotated as transaldolase. Gene Ontology annotation, molecular function: transaldolase activity. Gene Ontology annotation, biological process: pentose-phosphate shunt; carbohydrate metabolic process; pentose-phosphate shunt, non-oxidative branch. The transcript has a single exon. Gene Ontology annotation, cellular component: intracellular anatomical structure; cytoplasm. The coding region runs from base 1 to 1011 and encodes 336 amino acids. The record is from RefSeq and is a predicted model, not a curated record. Lineage: Eukaryota; Fungi; Ascomycota; Saccharomycetes; Saccharomycetales; Saccharomycetaceae.
AUGACGCUAGGUGUUAAGAAGCAGAAGGUUGAAGGUGAAUGCAGUGCACUUGAUAAUUUGAAAGCCGCUGGGACUCGUGUGGUUGCUGAUUCUGGUGACUUCAAAGCUAUUGCCAAAUACGAUCCACAGGAUUCUACGACGAACCCGUCCCUGAUCCUGGCGGCGUCUAAAAAGAGUGACUACCAGACCUUGAUUGACAACGCGGUCCAGUACGGGAAGCAGCACGGCACGACCACCGAUGAGCAGGUGUGCUGUGCGAUGGACAAGCUGCUAGUGGAGUUUGGGACGUCGAUCUUGAAGAUCGUGCCCGGGAUGGUUUCCACGGAAGUUGAUGCCCGUCUAUCCUUUGACAAAGAGGCAACCAUCAAGAAGGCGCUACGGAUUAUAGAGCUGUACAAGGAGGAAGGUAUUGACAAGGAUCGUGUUUACAUCAAGAUUGCAUCCACAUGGGAAGGUAUCAACGCGGCGAAGGUGUUGGAGAAGGAGCAUGGUAUCCACACCAACUUGACACUGCUGUUUUCCUUUGCGCAGGCAGUCGCCUGUGCGGAAGCGCGUGUGGCGCUUGUGUCCCCCUUCGUCGGUAGAAUUGUUGACUUCUACACGGCAAAGACUGGGAAACAGUACACCUCUGAAGACAACCCGGGCAUCAUCUCUGUGAAGAAUAUCUACAAUUACUACAAGAAGCACGGGUACAAAACCAUCGUCAUGGCCGCUUCGCUAAGAACUAUCGACGAAGUUAAAGCACUAGCCGGUUUGGACAACAUGACCCUCCCAUUGUCUGUAUUGGACAAACUCAUGGACAGUUCUGAAUCCGUGCCGACUGUUUUAACCCCGGAAAUUGCCAAGAGGGAGGGCGGUGAAAAGAUCUCUUACAUCAACAACGAGUCCAAGUUCCGCUUCGCGAUGUGUGAGGAUGAGAUGGCCACCUCUAAAUUGGCAGACGGGAUCAGAAAGUUCGCAGCAGAUGCUGUGACUUUGCAAGAGCUAUUAGAGAAGAAAGUCACCGCUUGA